Molecule: messenger RNA, 1258 nt
Organism: Belonocnema kinseyi
Lineage: Eukaryota; Metazoa; Arthropoda; Insecta; Hymenoptera; Cynipidae
Product: chitotriosidase-1-like
Exons: 6
Coding region: 35-1207 (390 amino acids)
Biological process (GO): carbohydrate metabolic process; chitin catabolic process
Cellular component (GO): extracellular region
Molecular function (GO): chitinase activity; chitin binding
Source: RefSeq, a predicted model, not a curated record
UCCAACUUCUUAACGAACUUCUAGGUUUUAUAAGAUGCAUACAUUAAUACUUUGCCUUGGAAUAUGCUCAGCUUUUGCUUUAGGCCUUAAGCUGCCUAACCCUGAUGAAAAGAGUGAAAAAAUCGUUGGCUGUUACACUACGGGAGGCGAUUUAGCAGAACUCGACCUUCUUUGCACUCAUAUGUUUUACAGUUACGUUGGAAUUGAUAAAGACGCUUCCAUUCAAAUUAUUGAUCCAUAUGAAGAUAUAGAAGGUCAAGGAUAUAUAGAAUUCAAUGAUCUUCGGAAAAAGAAUCCAAAGUUAAAAACCUUAAUUUCCAUCAGGAAUAAUGACAAUCAUUUAUUACCGAAUAUUACUAACAUUGAUUCACCGUAUAGAGUUGUCACUGAUCCGGCUCUGCAAGAAAAACUUGUAAAUAACAUUGUCAACUUCGUAAAAAAAUACGGAUUCAGCGGAAUAGAUCUCGAUUUGACGGAUACUUCUGAAUUUGGUGGACAUCCUUCUGAUAAGGGAAAUUUAGUUUCAUCCUUAAAAGCACUCAGAGAAAAAUUCGAUAAAGAAGGACUCAUUUUAUCUGUAUUGGUUGAUCCUAAUGAAGAGACUGCUAAGAGAUUUUAUGAUAUUAAAGGAAUAUCCAAAUAUGUGAACUUCAUAAAUCUAAGGACUUUCGAUUUUCACGGAAUCUCUGAUGCGGAGAAGAAAGUUGGCCAUACUUCUCCAAUGUAUUCUUCAUCAAAGGAAAAUGCGGAGGACCGCAAGAAAAACAUUGAUUAUGUUGUGAAAUACUGGAUUUCGCAAUCAGCUCCACCAAAUAAGUUGAUACUAGGAACUGCUUCUUACGGAACAAGCUAUACCUUGGCUAACUCAAAGCAAAUCGGUAGAGGUGCACUAUUUUCCGAUGUAGGUUCAUACGCUACUUCAAUAGAAGGUACUCUAGAAUAUUUUAACGUAUGUCUUUUGUUAAAAAAACCAGAAUGGAAGCAUCUCUAUGAUGAAGAACAGCAAGUACCGUACAUCUACUAUGAGAAUCAAAUUGUUGCCUAUGAGAGUGUUGAAUCCAUUAAAACGAAGGUUAUAUAUGCUGAGGAAAUGAAACUUGGCGGUGUUUGGAUUUAUUCUGUACAUCAAGAUGACUUUGGUGGAGUAUGUGGCGAAAAGUACCCACUUCUGAAGACAGUGAACCGAGUUCUCGAAAAAAAGUUGUAAAUUCUGGUGUAAGUCACAGUCGGUGAAAUAAAUCAUUUAUUAUAUCUCUAA